Nanorana parkeri is the source of this 981-nucleotide messenger RNA. RefSeq names its product taste receptor type 2 member 40-like. Bases 1 to 981 code for a protein of 326 amino acids. Gene Ontology annotation, cellular component: membrane. Gene Ontology annotation, biological process: detection of chemical stimulus involved in sensory perception of bitter taste; sensory perception of taste; G protein-coupled receptor signaling pathway. Gene Ontology annotation, molecular function: G protein-coupled receptor activity; bitter taste receptor activity. The record is from RefSeq and is a predicted model, not a curated record. Lineage: Eukaryota; Metazoa; Chordata; Amphibia; Anura; Dicroglossidae. The transcript has a single exon.
AUGCUUCCUAUAUUUGUUUUGGUUUCUAUGACUGUAUUGAGUGUCAGCACAUUGAUGGGGUCAAUAUCCAAUUCAAUCAUCAUUGCAGUAAAUGUCAUAGACAAAGUGAAGGGUAAGCUUCUCAGUCCCUCAGACACCAUCGUAGUAACAAUGGGCAUAUCAAAUGUGUUUUUUCAGUUCAUAAUGCUCGCAAAUGACUUCCUAAGCUUCCUCGAGAAUGAUCUUUACUACUCUGAAAGGGUGUAUAUUCUAUUCUCAGUCACUAUUAACCUUCCUAUCUACAUUAGCUUCUGGUUUACAGCAUGCCUGUCCAUCAACUACUAUUUCCAGAUUGUCAUAUUCACUCAUCCAUUUCUCAUCCGACUAAAGGAUGCAGUCUCCAAACAUAUUCCGCAGUUGAUAAUGGUCUCUGUGAUGGUAUCAAUAGCCACAUGCCUACCAGUAAUCUGGUACACCAACAUCAAUAAGCAAGACUUGAACAUGACUGGGAAUCUGACUGUGGAGGCCACUUUUCCAGAACUUGAUAUGGCUUACCUGAUCAUCAGUAGCCUGGUUAGCUGUUCUCUACCAUUAGUCCUUGCCGGAAUUGCCGAUGGACUGAUCAUUAGGUCUCUGAUAAAUAACAGGUCGGACAAGACUGCUAAAGGAGAUAUGAGUGCUCGGGCAGAAGGACGUAUUAGAGCAGCCAGAACAAUAAGCUGUUUACUGUUUAUUUACAUCUCAUUUUACAUAUCAGAAUUACUUAUGUUUACAGAAGUUUUCCCUCCAACUAGUCCAGGAUUUUGUGUCUGUUUGAUGGUAAUAUACACAUAUGCACCAGCACAAUCUGUUGUACUCAUUUUUGGUAGCCCCAAACUGAAAUAUGCUGCUCUCAGAAUAUUCCGCUGUUUGCUAAGUAUUCAUGAAGAAGAGUCUAAAAAUGCAACUGUCUCUUGUAUUGAUGUUAAUAAUCAGAAGACAUCACAAUCGUCAGAAGGUUGA